AUGAACGGCGAAGACCAAGUUUCCGUGGCGACGCCACACGAAGUCGAGAGCAAUGAGGAUGUCGACAACAAGGAAUCAUCAGCAAUGAUGAGAUUGUACUCCCAUCCAUGGACACAAAUCCUCCUCAUCAGCUUCAUCUGCUUCUGCAUGCCAGGCAUGUUCAAUGCGCUCUCAGGCCUGGGAGGCUCCGGCCAAGUCGACUCAACCGUCGCAGCCAACGCCAACGUCGCUCUCCUCUCAACCACCGCAGUAGCCGCCCUCUUCAUCGUCGGCCCCAUCUUCUCCUUCGUCGGCCCCAAGAUCUGCUUCCUUAUGGGCGGCUGGACCUAUGCUUUAUACAGCGGAAGUCUCCUCAGCUUCAACCACAACGCAAACGGCGCCUUCGUCAUCGCCGCCGGCGCAGUCCUCGGCAUCGGCUCCUCCUUCAUCUGGAUCGUCCAGGGCGCCAUCAUGACCACCUACGUCCACGAGUCCCAAAAGGGCCGCGCCAUCGCCGUCUUCUGGAUCAUCUUCAACCUCGGCGGCGGCGUUGGCUCCCUCGCCGCCUUCGGCCUCAACUUCCACUCCACGACCGGCACCGUCAACGACGCUACGUACAUUGCGCUGAUGACCAUCAUGCUCGUCGGCUGGGUCCUGGGGCUCUUCAUCUGCUCGCCGAAGCGCAUCCGCCUGGCGCAGCUGCACGCCGCCACCGAGACGGAGAAGCAGAGCCUGAAGGGCAUGUUGGAGAUGUCUGUCGCGACGCUGUGUAAUUGGAGGGUGCUGUGCAUGUUGCCGUUGUUCUUCUGCGCCAAUGUGUUUUACUCGUACCAGCAGAACGAUGUGAACGGUAUGACGUUCAAUAUUAGGACGAGAUCGCUGAACGGAGCCUUGUACUGGUUCGCGCAGAUGGUCGGCGGCCUUGUCAUUGGCGUUCUUCUCGAUCUGCCUAUGCUGGAGCGCCCUGGACGUGCCAGACUCGGAUGGGUUGUGUUGUUCGUCACUGGCAUGGCGAUCUGGGGUGGUGGAUAUGCGUUCCAGAAGUGGCAGGAUGCUCGUCACGCUCAAGGUCUCAUCCAAGACAUCGACUACACGCAGGGCUCCCUCUCUACCGGACCGAUCUUCCUGUACAUCUUCUAUGGCGCUUACGAUUCUUUGUGGCAGUCCUACUGCUAUUGGCUUAUGGGAACACAAUCCAACUCCCCCGGCCGGGCCGCUGUUCUUGUUGGCGCUUACAAGGCGUUCCAAGCAGCUGGAGGUGCGAUGGCGUGGAGGAUCAAUGCUCAGCGUGCGAGUGCCAUGACGCAGCUUGCUAUGAACUGGGGUUUAAGUAUCGGAUCUCUGAUUCUUGCGUUGCCGACUGUGUUGACGGUCACGAAGAGCACGAGUGUUCUGGAAGAGACUGGCGGAGAGGUUCCUCAGGAGAAGGCAGAGGAGAAGAUGGUUGAUUAG
Messenger RNA from Colletotrichum siamense, 1431 nucleotides. RefSeq names its product UNC93-like protein. Gene Ontology annotation, biological process: transmembrane transport. NCBI's taxonomy places the organism in Eukaryota, Fungi, Ascomycota, Sordariomycetes, Glomerellales, Glomerellaceae. The transcript has 4 exons. The coding region runs from base 1 to 1431 and encodes 476 amino acids. Gene Ontology annotation, molecular function: transmembrane transporter activity. The record is from RefSeq and is a predicted model, not a curated record.